Meleagris gallopavo (turkey) is the source of this 486-nucleotide messenger RNA. Its product is annotated as protocadherin beta-4-like. The record is from RefSeq and is a predicted model, not a curated record. Gene Ontology annotation, molecular function: calcium ion binding. Gene Ontology annotation, cellular component: plasma membrane. Gene Ontology annotation, biological process: homophilic cell-cell adhesion. Lineage: Eukaryota; Metazoa; Chordata; Aves; Galliformes; Phasianidae.
GGAGGUCUGUCAGCACUUUCUAAAGUGUUGGUAGAGGUGGUGGAUGUGAAUGACAAUGCACCAGAGAUCGUGGUCAGUUCCUUCAACAGCCCAAUCCCUGAGAAUGCAGCACCUGGCACUGUGGUCGCACUCUUUGAUGUCAGGGAUCAGGAUUCCGGUGUGAAUGGGGAGAUCAGCUGUGCCCUCGAAGAACAGCUGCCCUUCUCCCUCCGGCCAGCCUUUAAGAACUACUACGAGCUGGUGACCAUGAGCGCGUUGGACCGGGAGAAAACAGCACGUUACAGUGUAAUCGUCACGGCAGCAGAUGCAGGGUCUCCGCGUCUGAGCAGCAGCCACACGUUCACCGUGGACAUCUCCGACGUGAAUGACAACGCGCCCGUCUUCAACCAGACGUCGUACACCAUGUACGUGCACGAGAACAACGUCCCCGCGCUGCUCGUCGGGGCCGUGAAGGCAACGGACGCGGACGCGGGAGCCAACGGCAAG